Protopolystoma xenopodis is the source of this 363-nucleotide messenger RNA. The record is from the annotation of a GenBank genome assembly. Lineage: Eukaryota; Metazoa; Platyhelminthes; Monogenea; Polystomatidea; Polystomatidae.
AUGUCAGGCCUACAGCAUCGGGUGUGCUUGGUUCUAUGCCGUUUAGUUUCUAUGCCCGUUGGAGAGGCCUUGUUUAUGACCGAUGGUUUGGCCGGAUUUUGUGUGCAUGCUUGGCUGUCAUGUGCACACAAAGUCGACAACAAUAGUCGACGUUACGAAUAUUGCAAAACGCCAGAAUCUCGUGUCUCUUCGGCUUCCGACAUUCUACUCUCCCACCAAAGACAAGCAAACAAUCAGACCACCCGACCCAUUCAUUUUAUUCCCGCAUGUCCUAAGCACAUUCGACCCCCAGGAGGGAUUCGGUCGAGAGGGAUCGAGACAACUGCCGGUAGGGCAGUCUCUAACCCAGGCCUUUCAGGUUGA